GUGAGAGCAACUCUAUUUAAAAGCACUGCUUAACUCAAUGAUUAUUCCAUCGCUACAACCAAAAAAAAAAAGAAGGUAAAAGAUGGCUCUUGAAGUCUGCGUGAAAGCCGCCGUUGGUGCCCCUGAUGUUCUCGGCGACUGCCCUUUCAGCCAAAGGGUUCUUCUCACCCUGGAGGAGAAGAAGCUGCCCUACAAAAUGCAUCUGAUUAACAUCUCCGACAAACCUCAAUGGUUCUUAGCCAUUAGUCCUGAAGGGAAAGUACCAGUCCUCAAAAAGGACGACAAGUGGGUAUCUGAUUCCGACGUCAUCACCAGCAUUCUCGAGGAGAAGUACCCCGAGCCAUCUCUCAAAACCCCUCCUGAGUUUGCCUCCGUUGGAUCCAAAAUCUUCAGCACUUUCGUGACUUUCUUGAAGAGCAAAGACUCCAGCGACGGAUCAGAGAAGGCCCUGCUUGAUGAGCUUGAAGCUCUUGAGACUCAUCUCAAGACUCAUGACGGUCCUUUCAUCGCCGGUGGGAAAGUCAGUGCGGUGGAUCUAAGCUUAGCACCAAAGCUUUACCAUCUCAAGGUCGCUCUUGGUCACUACAAAAGCUGGUCUGUCCCUGAGAGCUUGCCACAUGUUCAUGGAUACAUGAAAGCUUUGUUCUCUCUUGACUCGUUUGAGAAAACGAAGACUGAGGAGAAGUAUGUGAUUGCAGGAUGGGAACAUAAGGUUAACCCCUAA
Molecule: messenger RNA, 724 nt
Organism: Eruca vesicaria subsp. sativa (arugula)
Lineage: Eukaryota; Viridiplantae; Streptophyta; Magnoliopsida; Brassicales; Brassicaceae
Source: the annotation of a GenBank genome assembly